This is a messenger RNA of Phytophthora infestans T30-4, 1656 nucleotides long. RefSeq names its product transcriptional adapter 2-alpha, putative. Bases 1 to 1656 code for a protein of 551 amino acids. Gene Ontology annotation, molecular function: protein binding; zinc ion binding; chromatin binding. The record is from RefSeq and is a predicted model, not a curated record. Gene Ontology annotation, cellular component: nucleus. Gene Ontology annotation, biological process: chromatin remodeling; regulation of transcription by RNA polymerase II. NCBI's taxonomy places the organism in Eukaryota, Oomycota, Peronosporomycetes, Peronosporales, Peronosporaceae. The transcript is spliced from 6 exons.
AUGGUGAGCUCCGCUCGACGCAGCCACACCAAGAAGAGCAACGAUCCACCGCCAGCUAAACCCGCAGCCAUGAAGACCAAAUUCUGCCUCAACUGCCAGAAGGACCUGACGCGUAACAUCCGCAUCACGUGCGCCGAGUGCAAAUCUCAGCCACAUUUUGAGCUGUGCGUUGAAUGCUUUGCUGUGGGGAUCGAGUUGGGCGAUCACAAGAAGAACCACAAAUACACAGUCUCGGACUGCUUGGCCUUCCCCCUCGUACACGAGCUGCUCACGACUGAAAGCGCGACGGUUACGCCCCCAGCGGUUGGCACAAAUGCUGCUGCCUUCCUCGCCACCAGCAAUGACGCUGCCAAUGUUGUGUGGACAGCGGACGAGGAGCUGCUGCUGCUCGAGGGCAUCGAGGUGUUUGGCAUGGGCAACUGGAAAGACAUUGCCGAGCAUGUUGCGACGAAGACGGAUAAAAAAUGCGAAAAGCAUUAUCUGACGGCGUAUUUGGGCUGGAAAGAUCUGGUGCCUAGAUUCCUUGGCGAUGAGAAGGCGGCGGAGAUGAUCGCGGCCUCGGAUCAAGUGGUGAGAGGUGCCCCGGGAGAGCGGAGUGGGCCCAGCCAACUGGCUGGCUACAUGCCGCUGCGUGGAGAUUUUGACGUUGAAUAUGACAAUGAAGCUGAGAUAAUUCUGGCAGAUAUGGAGUUCUCGGAAGGAGAUCACCCUGCUGAACGCGAGUUGAAGCUGAAGGUCAUUCAGAUUUACAACCAGAAACUAGCGAAGCGUAUGGAGCGCAAGAAGUUUGUGGUGGAGCGAGGGCUUUUGGAUUAUAAGUUACAUCAGCAUACGGAGCGUAAGCGGCCGAAGGAGGAACGCGAGCUGCUGGCCCAGGUGCGGCCGUUCGCGCGCUUUCAGACGCCGGAAGACCACGAGAAGUUCGUGGAGGGCUUGAUCACAGCGAUGAGACUCAAAAAACAGAUUCUGCUGCUGCAGGAAUACCGCAAAAACGGAGUCAAGACGCUGGCUGAGGCUGAAUUGUACGACGCGGAGAAGAAGAAGCGCGAACUAGACCAGGCGAUCCAGAAGCAGCGGGACAGUGCCUCAUAUUUAUACGAGUCGGGUCGCACGACGUCGAGCCGCGAUCGUGCGAACAGGUGGCAGAAUCGGGAGCAAGGUGCGAGUAGCGAUGCGGGUGCAGAAAGCUCUAGAACGAGAGGAUCCGGUGCAGUUGCAGGUGGACUCAACGCGAUUGCAGCAACAUUUUCCGUUGAGGGCACUCCAGGCUGCCACUUGCUGACUCCGAAGGAGAAAGAAUUGUGCUCCAAGCUCAAGUUGCUGCCAAAGCAUUACUUGGUGAUCAAAGACGCGUUGGUUCGCGAGUGUUAUCGGUUGGGUUACUUGAGCAAGAAGAUGGCCAAGGAGACGGUGCAAAUCGAUGUAAACAAAACUGGCCAGGUCUACGACUUUUUCGUCAAGUGCGGCUGGGUCAAGUCGGAGAAUGCUACUACGACAGUUUCGUCCUCAUUGAAGACCAAGAGCCCUAAGAAAGGCAAAAAGCCAUCGAUGGAAGCUUUCAGUAGCGCUUCAGUAAUUGCAAAGAAAGAAGAGCAGCAGUCCAUGACGCCGACCAAGCGUAAAGCAGCUGAGAUGGAGACAGGCACGAAAUUGUGA